Messenger RNA from Pseudo-nitzschia multistriata, 706 nucleotides. Lineage: Eukaryota; Bacillariophyta; Bacillariophyceae; Bacillariales; Bacillariaceae. The record is from the annotation of a GenBank genome assembly.
CCUGAAUCCUUUGAAAAAUAACUCGACUCACAUCAAGUGCGGUGCAGACAUCGCUAACAUUUCCUCGAACAAGUACCAUGUCCGAUGCUUCUGCCGCUAUCUCGGCCCCCUUCCCAAUACUUAGACCAACAUCAGCUUGUACGAGGGCAGGUGAGUCGUUUACUCCAUCCCCUACCAUAGCAACUAUUUUACCAUGUCUUUGAAGCUCCUGAACCUUUUCAACCUUUGCAGCAGGGAGGGCUUCAGCAAUGACUCGGUUUGAUGGUAGAUUCAGCUCUCUAGCGAUAGCACGAGCCGUUCGAUUAUUAUCUCCGGUUACCAUCCAUACGUCUACUCCCAUCACUUCUUUCAUAUAGAUGAUUGCGGCAGAUGCAUCUGGUUUCAAUUCAUCUGCAACGCCCAUAACUACAACUAUUGUGCCAUUGACUGUAGCUACGAUAGCCGUCUUGCCCUGGCGCUCCAAUCCUUGCAUGAUGUUUUCGACUUCUUUGCUGAUCUCGAAGCCCUGGAAUUCGCAAAACGCACGAUUACCGAUCGAAACGUCAAUCUCUCCCAAAAUUUUCCCCGAGGCUCCACGUCCGGUCAUAGCAACAAAAUUUGAGGGCUGUGCAAAAGCAAGUUCUUCGGCAACAUCGUUGGUCCCGCCCCCUAAUCUGUCUUCAGCGUAAGCUACAAUGGCUGCUGCCAACAAAUGUUCACUAUUCCG